AUGAAUUUAGCAUUUUCUAACAUUUUAUUGGCUAAUCUACAUCUUGACGGUCAAUUUUUAAGAAGCGAUAUUAAUACAAAGAGGUCAAAACUUCAUGUCACAGAUUCACAUUUCAAUAAAAUCACGAAUUCAAUAUUUUCAUCUUCAUCUAAUGCAAAAAACUAUAUAGCAGACUCUGAAUUCAGUAACAUUCUUGGUGGUGCUAUUAGAAUCAAUUACGCUUUUGGCAUUAAUGAUAAAAUUUACAAAGAUCGUCAAACAUGGUAUGAAGCGACAUAUUUCAUCAGUAGAGUUAAAUUUCUUAAUUGCAAAACAAAUGAUCUUGGCGGUGGUCUCGAGUCUAACCGCGCAAACUUCUCUGCCCAAGAUUUAUUAUUUGAAAAAUGCUCAGCCCAAAUGGGAGGUGGUGCCCAUAUCUUGAGAUCUUGGGAAUGCAACUUUACCCGACUUUGUAUUGCCGAUAACAGGGCAGAAUAUGCAGCAGGAAUGCAUUACGAUUCAAUGAACGAACAAAACACAACAGAAUUUACAGAUAUAAACGUUACAAGUAAUGUGGCCACGAAAUGGACUGGUGGCCUUCGAAUUGACCACGGAGGUGGAAAACUUAAGAGAUUAUUUUUCCACAAGAACAAUGCAUUAGUUGCUUCCGGUUACAUGGACUAUGCUUGGUACCCGACGCACAAGUUUUUCAGCCAAGUUGUUGCAAUUAAUAAUUCAUGUGUCUCUAGAGGUGCCGGAAUGACGUUUUUCCAUAUUAAACAUAGAGCUUCAGUUGCAAAUAGCGUUUUCAUCCAGAAUCGUUGCGAAAAAUCUGCACAUGGAAUUUCUGUCGAAAAUGUUGACGGAAUUUUGACGAUUUCUAAUUGUUAUUUUGAUGGACCACAAAAUGAACAGAUUUAUCCUCGUUACAAUGAAACAAUCAUUAAAUUUGUCGGAAAUGAAAACAAAUUUGAUGUAAAAUCAGAUGAAAUCAUCGCAUUCAAAGACCUUCAAAUGGCCGAAUUCAAGAAUGCCUUUUAUGAUGCUCAGUAA
Trichomonas vaginalis G3 is the source of this 1032-nucleotide messenger RNA. Its product is annotated as pectin lyase-like family. The transcript has a single exon. Bases 1 to 1032 code for a protein of 343 amino acids. NCBI's taxonomy places the organism in Eukaryota, Parabasalia, Trichomonadida, Trichomonadidae. The record is from RefSeq and is a predicted model, not a curated record.